This is a messenger RNA of Gryllus bimaculatus (two-spotted cricket), 3841 nucleotides long. The record is from the annotation of a GenBank genome assembly. NCBI's taxonomy places the organism in Eukaryota, Metazoa, Arthropoda, Insecta, Orthoptera, Gryllidae.
AAACGUGCGGAUGUAAUAGACGUGGGUGCAUCACUUGUUUCGAGCUCUUGUUAAAUACGUUAACUAUUAUUUCGUUUCCGCGUUUUGGGCUCAUCUAGUGGACUUUUGCAUUGGAGAAUAGCCCGUUCUGAGAUUUAUUUCCGGGGAAGGCAGUUUUCAGUCUUAUCCAGGUUUUGCUGUCUAUCAAAGCGAAAAUGAAACUAAAAUUAAAUACAGACAUUUUAGUAUUGAAGUAUUUUAAUACCAUUCGAAAUAUGAUGUAUGAUGAUUUGAAUGAGUAUCACAUUUAGUUAUAAAUUCUUGAGAGUCAUUAAGAAAGAUUCUCAGUAUUAUUUUUUUUUUAAAGUUGAAGGAUAAGCCAUAGAUGAAUAUGUUAACCUAUGGAUAAACACUCAUAUACAAUAUCAAUUCUAACUACUCGGUAACUGAGAGAUGGAUCUAAGAAUAAACGUCGCUGUUUGGCAACCAAACAUUUUCCUGUCGUUCUUAGCUAUUCCUCGAAGAAGAUCAAGGUUUAACUAAACCCGGACAUAUUUUUGUCAGAAUAUAGAAACGAAACGGUGUGUAAGGCGGGAUUCAAAUUAACGAGUUUGUUCCAGUGUGGACAAAACAAAUAUUCUUCCAGUGAUUUGAGUUGUCAAGCGAAAUUAUUAACCUCAAUUGUGUGGUCGAAGUACGCGCUAAUCCUAGUUUCCGUUAAUCGUAUAAUCCUCGUUCUUCAGCGUAAUAAUCACCCAAACGGAUUGUAUAAAUAACCCCGCGAAUUCGAAAAAAAAAAACCCACCCAGAUGUUUAUUGUUGUAGAACUGAAUUCCCUUGGAAUGAUAGGGUAAUACUUCAGUACUGAAGACUGAAAUGGUGCAUAGUCUGGAGAAUUUAAUAUUUUAAUUUUAAAUUUUAUUAUAUAAGCUCCCUAAUAUGGAAACUAGCUUGAGGAAAAGUCGCUCCUCAAAUUUUACAAUUAAGGAGAAAGCACUUCUGGUAACCCUUGUUAGAAAGUAUGAGGAUACUAUUGAAAACAAAAAAAGUGACAAAGUGGGGACUACAGCAAAACACAAGGCAUGGUGUUACUUAACUAAAGAAUUUAAUGCCUCAUCCGGGGAAACUCCAAGGACGAUAGACACUUUGCAUAAUUGUUGGAAUAAUUUAAAGAAAACCACUAGGCGAAUUCUGGCAGGCAAUGCUUCCAGAGCAAACUCCUUAAACUGCAUUGAAGAACAAGUAAUGGAAGUUAUAGGUGUACCCAGGAAAGGAUCAUUAAAUAUUCGUAAUGAUGACACCAAUGAUGCAGUCAUAAUUAAAGAAAAAUUACUAUCUUCCAAUUGUCUCUCAGAGGAUUCCAAAAGAAUCUGUUUAACAACUGACAACCUGCCAAUUGUGGAGAAAUGUUUUUCACUUACAACUAAUGGAACUUCAGAGGAAGUGGAACAUGAAGGAUUUGAAGAAAACCCUACUAUCCCUGCUAAUGCCUGUGAUCCAUUAUCUGUUGAACAACUGGUAGAGAAUUCCUCUACACCUGCAGAGAAUGAUGGAAACGCUUUGAAUUGGUGCAAAUGGACACAACUGAACUCAGACCUCUUAUCACCUCUCCAGAAUACAGAAAACAAUACCCAGCAUAGAGAAAAAUCUGACCCAAGGAGAACAGAUGUUAUUCAAAUGAUGAUGCAACAAAUGAAAGAGGAAGUAGAAUUUCGUCGGGAAGAAGCUCAACACAAAAGGGAGCUCUUUAAAAUACAGAAACAGCAAGAAUUGGUAAAACUAAAAAUUCUCCAGAAAGCCCUGGAAAGUGCAAAUGUAACUAUAAGCAUGUCUGGAACAUCAAUACAUAUUGGGGAAAAAUAAAAUGUGUACUGUUGUGUACUAAAAAUGUGUUGGACAUUUAUAUUAAUUUUUAACACAGUUCUGCAAUACCCUAGUUGCAAUAAAAUGCAAUUUAAUUAGAGUUUAUUAAAAAAAAUUGCAGGGGGUUCUAAACUGCAAAAAGACAUUGAAAAGGGAAGGGUUGAUGAAACAUGCAUGUUCUCACAUUUUUAUUAGUAUUAAUUUUAUGUUAAUAUUAUUGAGAUAAUAAAAGUUGGCAAUAUACAUUCAUGCCACCUAUUACAUUUUGUUUUGUUUUUAGUAAUUAUGGAUGUAGUACCAAGAUAUUAAAUAAUUUGACAAUUUUAUAAAACUAUGCAAAUAAAAUUAAUGAUAUAUAUCUGUACAGUUGUUGAAAAUAUAUUGCAUAACUUUAUAUGAUACUUUAUAUUAUACUUUAAGGAUUAUAGAAAACUUUGAAAUGUGUCAAUUUUCAUGCAUAAAAUUUGGUCUGUUAGAAUAGAACUCUAGCAUCAGAAGAAACCAUUAGUCUUAAUGAUGGCUUUAAGUGAAUUGGAGGAGGUUUAUUUGAUGUGGAAAACAUCCAUAUACCAUUUGUAUAUGUUUUUUAUUUAUAUUUUUAGUUUUAUUGUUUAUAUUUUUAGUUUUACCAUUUGUAUAUAUUUACCAAGACACCAAAACAGUUCAGAUUUUCACAUAUCUACCAUACCGUAAUACCUACAAUCAUUAUGGUAAUGAGUUGAAUACUUUUACAAAUAAUUGAAAAUUCUCAUGUUCCCCCAAUUAAAUAUUUUAUUGUUAAUUUAAGUUUCGUAAUUAUUAAUGUCAAAAUAUACACGAACAAUCAAUAUUUAAAAAAAUUUAUAAUAUUUUUUUAAUUAUUUUAUUAGAACAUGAAGGAGUUGAAGCAAUAUAAUAAAAAAUAUCACACUUCCAAAAUUAGUAUCUUUGAAUUUCCUCCAAAAAAUUCAUUCUCAACAAAAUCACAAACUUUUAUUGCCAUUCAUGAUACACCCUUUUCUUUUUUUGACAUUGUGCAUGUCAAGAUAAGUAAUAAUUUAUAUUUGUAAUAUUUUGUACAUAUAUUUUUGCCUUUGAACUUAGUCCCUUUAUUUUUCUACCUCAACUACCAUGACCAAUAACUAUUUUCCCUCCUGCCUACGAUUACCAGAGACCAAGAUCAAAAAAACCCAAAACUUUUUUAAUAAUGACAUAUAUACAUGUUUACAUACUCAUAAUAACGACAUAGAUACAAAGUUUUUAUACUACUAUAGAAGAGAGAUCAAUUUAUAUAUUAAUACUGCACUUUACAAUAAAUUAUAUGAUUAAGCCAGCUUUAUUGUUACAAAUUCUUCUAAUCUGUUUCAAUAUUCCUUAUAUAUACUUAUUGUUCUUAUAUUUAGAAACGAGAUUUACUCGUAAUAUCACUUUUUUCUUUAAUGCAAAUUUAUUUUUUAUAUUAAAAAAAUUAAAUUAAAAGGUGAAUAGAUUAUACAUAUUAGAAAAUCAGUACUUUUCCUGAAAAAUCUGGUAACCCUACUCUUGGUUCUUUUAAGUCGUUGAGGAAUCCCUGCUUAAAUUGUUGUAUUCACAUGUCCUAAGCAUCUUUUGAUGCUUUUAGACACAUCCUCUUGCCAACCAAGUGGCUAACCUCCAGAUGUAGCCAUUGUGAUUCCUCCAUUGUAACAUGGAAAUAAUCUGAACCUGUAUUUUGGUAUGAACCUGCUAUUCUGUACAAGCCGAUUCUUCCUUUGUUGCAGCUGUUGAAUUUUUUCAGUAACUUAUGUUUCGAUUCUUUCUUCCUUUAUAACUGCUUUUACCUGAUUGAAGAGAUGCUCAUAAUGCUUAUUUGUGAGAAGGCUACUUUUUGUAGCAGCCUUUUUGUAAUUUCUAAAAGUUAUUGCACAAUAUUGUUUGACAGUUCCUGUUUUAGGUGUAUUUUUUCAUCAUUAAAACAUUACCUUCAAUAUUAAAAAUGCACAAAUGUUAAAAGUACUGUAAAACAUAUUUAAACCUAUCC